Messenger RNA from Ostrea edulis (European flat oyster), 1416 nucleotides. RefSeq names its product cardioacceleratory peptide receptor-like. The coding region runs from base 132 to 1211 and encodes 359 amino acids. The transcript has 7 exons. NCBI's taxonomy places the organism in Eukaryota, Metazoa, Mollusca, Bivalvia, Ostreida, Ostreidae. Gene Ontology annotation, biological process: G protein-coupled receptor signaling pathway. The record is from RefSeq and is a predicted model, not a curated record. Gene Ontology annotation, cellular component: membrane. Gene Ontology annotation, molecular function: vasopressin receptor activity; neuropeptide receptor activity.
CUCUCAUCUUCAACUGCAGAGAGCAUACGUCUUAUUGGAUUCCGAUUGGGAUACUUUUAAAGUUCAUUCGGAAAGCGACAAUUAUUCAUUCUGGAACGGGCGUGAAGAAGUAUACACAUUCUGGAGUAAAAAUGAAUAUUUCCGUCAAAGAGUUAUCAAAUGUGAAUAGCAAUAUCAGUCUUUUAUCAGCGGAUAACAAUUCACAUGGCUUUUAUAGCAACAAAACAGAGGGAUACGUACCGACUCCCUCUGUGGUGUUCCUAGCGACAAUCUUCCCAUUCAUGGUUGUUGGAAACGGCGUGGUUCUCACCCUUAUACUCAGAAAAAGAGGGCCAAAAACACGCAUGGAUAUCUUAUUUGCGAACACUGCGUGUGCAGAUCUGUCCGUUGCAUUUUUCCUGGUACUUAGCGAUCUAUUCUGGCAUCAGUCCGGGCAUUGGUACGCCGGCACAGAAGCGUGUAAGAUUGUGCGGUAUUUUGCAAUAGUUGCCACCUAUAGCUCCAAUUACGCCAUCGUAGUGUUGAGUUUAGACAGAUGUCAUAGUGUUGCCCGACCAAUGCAGUCAUUUUCUAGAGGUUUGGAAAGUUGUAAAGCAUACAUAGGAAUUGCUUGGGGCCUGUCGUUAUUAAUCUCUAUAAAAAUAUUGAUUCUUUUCCGCGUGCACUAUGAUAAAGACGGGUAUCCACAGUGCCAGAGUAUAGCUAUGGACCAGACGCAGUGGCAGAUUUAUUUCACACUGAGUGCUAUUGCGAUGUUCCUCAUCCCCGCCAUUAUAAUCACCAUAUGCUACAUAAUCAUCGUCACCAUUGUGUGGAAAAACUCCGUCUUCAGAUUACCGAACACAGAUGCAACAACGACUCUUACUAUGACGAACUUGAACGCAAAUCCAACGGUGCUUAGUGGAAGGCAAACAAUAUCCCGUGCUAAAAUAAAGUCCCUCAAAAUGACGUUUGGUGUGGUCAUUGCUUUUAUCUUGAGCUGGAGUCCAUACUUUAUUUUCAACUUCCUGGUCGUAUAUGGUUACAUUGUCAUAGCAGAUCAGCAGAUGUACCAGGUUUCCGUGAUGUUCCAGAUUUUGGCGCCAAUUAACUCGGCAGUAAAUCCGGUUAUUUUUCUUGUAUUCAACGGAAAAAAGUACUGUCAAAUGUGUAAAAAGGCAGAUUACACCCAAGAUGCAAAUUUUCCCAUAAAAUCUACAGCCUGCAGAUAAGAAAACGAAUAGAAAUAGUCAUCACGUGACUUCCAUUUGUAUCCUAGAAAUCAAAUGUGAAAUAACACAAGGUACUGGAAUUCAAGACUCAAUAGGUUGCAAGUUUUGUUAAACUUGGCCCGUCCAUUCCGAACAAAUAGAUAUAUGUACCAGCUGACUAUGACAUUUCAAUGACAUUGACAAUCUCCAAAAACAAUGUAUUGUU